Impatiens glandulifera is the source of this 1397-nucleotide messenger RNA. Its product is annotated as (13S,14R)-1,13-dihydroxy-N-methylcanadine 13-O-acetyltransferase AT1-like. The transcript has a single exon. NCBI's taxonomy places the organism in Eukaryota, Viridiplantae, Streptophyta, Magnoliopsida, Ericales, Balsaminaceae. The record is from RefSeq and is a predicted model, not a curated record. The coding region runs from base 57 to 1376 and encodes 439 amino acids.
AUUUAUUCCUAAGAAAUAAACACAAUUUGGUGUGGAAGAAUCAACAUUCAUCUAGCAUGGAGGUAAAUGUAAUUUCACAAGAGAGAAUUAAGCCAUCUUUUCCAACCCCUCAAAAUCUAAGAAACUUCAAUCUUUCCCUCUUGGACCAGCUCAUUCCAGCUCCUUUCGCACCACUCACCCUUUUUUACUCAAAUGAAGAUCUCGAAAUUCUCGAUAGAGUAUCUUCGCUUAAAGAAUCGUUAUCGAAUGUCUUGACCCGAUUCUAUCCUCUUGGUGGGAAGAUUAAAGACGAGCUCACCAUUGAUUGUGAUGACGAGGGAGCUUACUUUGCCAUAGCCAAGACCAAUUCAACUCUAGCCGAAUUCCUUAUCCGACCCAAGCUCAAUCUGAUGGACCGAUUCCUUCCGUGCGAAACAAGUUUUAACGGGUCGGUUAUUGGAGCUCGUGUGGCUAACAUCCAAUUGACAAUCUUUAGUUGUGGUGGGAUCUCUAUAGGGUUUUGCAUUUCACACAAGAUCUUUGAUGGAGCAUCAUUGAGCACCUUCAUUCGAGAAUGGGCUAACGCCACUCUUGGGUCGAAAGAACCUGUUUGCCCGAGUUUUAUCGGGUCAGACAUGUUCCCCGCCGAAGAUUUGUGGCUUAGAGACAUGUCAAUCAAAUCAUUCGUUCCCAUUUUCAAGAUGGGAAGAUCCGCCACUAGAAGAUUCUUGUUUAAAGCCUCCGAAAUAAUUGCUCUCAAGACAAAGGCUACACUAAAUUCAAACCCCACGCGAAUCGAGGCCGUCUCGGCUUUCCUAUGGAAAUGUGCCUCGACGGCAUCGAGAACACGUAAAGGGUUCUCGAGUCCGUCUGUUCAAACCCACGUCGUGAACUUGAGAAGGAGGUUUGAACCGCCUUUACAUGAACAUACUAUCGGUAAUCUCAUAUGGUUUUCAAGCGUGAAGUUAUCGUCUCCAAGCGAAAUGGGACUACACGAAUUGGCUUGCCAAACAAGGAAAGGCAUUCGAGAGAUAAACGGGUUCACAAAGAAUUUGGUAAGAAGCAAUGAAAGGAGGGGUGCGAUAAUUGAGUCUUUAACUAAGACGAAAGAUGUUGGAGAUGGGGCGAAUUACUACGGGUUCACUAGUUGGUGUAAUUUUGGGUUCUAUGAAGCCGAUUUUGGAUGGGGAAAGCCUAUUUGGGUUAACACAGUUGGUUCAGAGUGUCCAGUCUUUAUAAACCUGGUUGUUUUGAUGGAUACGAGAGAUGGUGAAGGAAUAGAGGCAUGGGUGACCUUAGAUGAAGAAGAAAUGGCUUUGUUAGAGACCAAUGAUGAGCUUUUGACUUUUGCAUCCUUAGAUCCAAGCCCCCUUCAAGCUACAAAGACAAAGCAAUAAUAUCUAAUAAUCUUAUCUUCA